AUGCCCGCCACUGUAGCCUCUGCUCUGCCUAGGCAUUCAUUGCCUUGCCCUUGGCUUCUGAAUGAUGAUCGAAGACAUCGAAAGGACGUGUAUCGCAGACAGGCGGCACCUGUCAUUCCAAAGGAUGCGCCUUGUAUGCAACACAUUCACCUUCCUACACUGCCCCAUCCCGAAUCUCAUUUACAGUGUACAAAGGCGGUGCUUGAGCCUCACCAGUCAGCUACUGGGCCGGAGGGAGACUCACAAGCGCGCGAAGGACACGGAAAGAGUCGGACGGGUUCUGUCGAGGGACUUUCUUGCCUAUUCUCCUCUUGCGAGCUGUACGGUGUCGCGCAUACAGUCGACUCUGAUCACCAUCAGCUCAAAGAGACACCAUCAUAUCUUCAGAUGGAGCAGCCACAGACCACCUGUUCCGGAAGUCUUCUGACAUUGAACCAGCAGCAUCAUAUGCGUAGUUCCCCACCAAUCCAGCCUGGAGAGCAGAAUCAUGUUGCUAAACUACCCUCUUUUUCUGAGUUUUUACAUACCACCAGGGCAGAGACGCCCCCACGAACACCAUCUCAUCGCAAUGGUUCAGUUGACGAUUCACCCCGUGCAAAGCCAGUCUUUGAUGAUGUUGCUUGGAUUGCGGACCACCCGCGCAAACGCAACGACACGCUCGGAGAUAUCUACGCAUCCCAGAUGCCCGAUUCCCGCCGCAUGAGCGGUGCUAUUGAUCCCACCUUAGAGGGCGGGUCUCCACGGCGUUCGCAGCAUGCUGCUUUGCACUCCAUCGCGACUGAGCGCCAUAAUCGUCCCAGUCACUCGCACCCACCAUCCUCAGUGCAUUUCUUGGCCGCAUCUUCAGCACAUGCACGUCAACAGUUGUCUGCAAGUACGGCUACUGGUAACGCAUAUGCCCAACAACUUGAACUCCAUAGUUUGGCGUCCCAAGCUGCUUAUCGCAGACCCUCAUCACACAAUGAGGCCAUGUAUGAGCAGCAACGGUCUAGCUACUACCAUGAGCAUCGUGCUCCCAGCUAUACUUACGACAGAGGUCAGGAUUAUCACUACGCAGGACCGCCUUACCAAGCUGUUCCUCAUCCUGGGUACGAGGUCGCAUAUGGCGACAUCCGCUUUCAGCAGCAUGUGGGCACUGACCACAAUGCUUUCAAUAGAAAGCGCCGGGGCAACCUACCAAAAGAAGCGACAAACAUUCUCAAAGAGUGGUUCGCCGCCAAUAGGGCCUCACCUUAUCCUACCGAAGAGCAAAAGCUCAUGCUCUGCAAUAGGACAACUCUAAGCAUCAACCAGGUUUCAAACUGGUUCAUCAAUGCUCGGCGACGCGCUCCACAGAAAGAGCAGCGGGACCGACAGGCCAUCGAACCAUCAGCCUAG
This is a messenger RNA of Plenodomus lingam JN3, 1377 nucleotides long. RefSeq lists its product as uncharacterized. The record is from RefSeq and is a predicted model, not a curated record. Lineage: Eukaryota; Fungi; Ascomycota; Dothideomycetes; Pleosporales; Leptosphaeriaceae. Gene Ontology annotation, molecular function: RNA polymerase II cis-regulatory region sequence-specific DNA binding. Gene Ontology annotation, biological process: regulation of transcription by RNA polymerase II.